This is a messenger RNA of Acanthosepion pharaonis, 7413 nucleotides long. The record is from the annotation of a GenBank genome assembly. Lineage: Eukaryota; Metazoa; Mollusca; Cephalopoda; Sepiida; Sepiidae.
AUGGAUGAGAGGGUGUUAGAACUGUCCAGUAAAGAGUACCUUAGUGCUGAGACAAGCACCAAAUUGGAUGAAUUUAAAAGUCAGUCAGAAGAAGAUGAUAAUCAGACGAAACCUCGCAUCACCAGAGACGUGGAUCCAGCAAAGAAAUUUGUUUCGGGUUUUGUUGAUAAGCUUGAAACGGUCAAAAAACACGAUUCCGAAGAAGACUACGAUGAAGAACCAAAGUAUAUAAACAGUGAAAGUUUAAGUGGCAGAGGAACUAGUGACCGGUAUGUGGUAAGAGUGUACAGCAGUAAGUACAAUAAUGAUGAUUUUGAUGGUGAUGACAUGGAAGAAAAAGACGAGAGAUCAUCGCUUGUGGGUGAUUCCCGCUCUGAGGUCCAGAAUAAUAAAGGUGGCGAAUUAGAAGACGUGAAGUCAGUUGAUGACAACGAAAAAGAGGCUCAAAUGGAAACAGAACAAACAAAAGGAACUCAUUCAAAAGAGAGGAAUAAGACAGAACUUUCAAGGGAGAUAACUGCUGAGAAAGAAAAUCUUGAUACUAGCGAAGGGUCCAGUGAAAAUAAAACAUUGGGGAAAUUGGAUAGAAGACUUCCAACGAAGGAUGGAAAGAAAGACCAUGAGUACACUAAGUCGAAUUUGCAAGAAAAAUCUAAGAAAAUUCCGGAAAGUGAGAAUGUAGACAAGGAGGGGCAAAGAGAAAAAAGUGACGAAGCAAAAGACCAAAGAAACGCUGGAAUUCUGAACGCCGUGAAAGAUAAAAGGAACGCCAAUGGUCAAAUUCAAACUGACAAUGAAAUUGCAGACGAUACUCACUCUACAAAAAGUUUCGGUUCUUUAGGGAUGGACCCCACAGAAGACAUUAGCGAAAGAAAAACACCAAACAAGUUAAUGAGUAUAAGCCUGACGGUUUCUAAAGGAAAACAAAACUGCACAACAAGAAUAAGUGAUGCUGAAAAAGCAGAGUUUGAUGACAGAGAAAAACAGAAUGAAAAUAAGAAGAUGAAAGGCUUGAAUUUACGGCUUUCCAAUUUGCUGAAAUGGCACAAUAAGAUUGCAGCAGCAGAAAAAAUGGGAAAGGCACCCGAACUGUGGGGAAGUGGUUUUCACUUCGACUUGCAACAAUACCCGAAUGGUCAUGAAAUGGCAACGAGAAUCCGCCGAGAAGCAGCAACUGUUGGUAAAUCAUCAAACAAAUUAAUGAAUAAAAACCCGGUUGCUUCCCAAGGAAAACAAAACCUCUCAACGACGAAAAGCGAGGAAGAAAAUGAAGAUUUUGAUGAAAGAGAUGACCAGAAUGAAAGGAAAAAUAUUAAAGGCCUGAAUCUACGGCCCUCCAAUGUGUUGAAAACAGUAAGCAAACCGGGAAAGCAAAUAUCAAGAACUGAUUUAGAGGGAGUCCGAGUUCUAUCUAAUAAACUAAGUCGUGGGGAGAAACAAGGAAUGGCGAAGCGCCCCAACUUACUCGACGAUGAUGAUGAUGAGGAUGACUCUAUACCAUCCAAAAUGUCGGGUAGUGGUUCUCGUCUCCACUCGCGAAAAUACACGAAUGAUCAUAAAAAGACUGGGAGAAGUAGUCGGGAAUCAGCAACUGUUGGAAAAUCAUCAAACAAAUUAAUGGAUAAAAACCCGAUUGCUUCAAAAGGGAAACAAAUUCUCUCAAUGACCAAAAGUGAGGAAGAAAAAGAAGAUUUCGAUGAGAGUGAUGACCAGAACUCAAGCAAAAAUAACAAAGACCUGAAUCAAGGUCUUCCAAAUAUGCAGAAAUUCAAAGUUGCAACAACAGGCAAACCAGGAAAACAAAUAUCGGGAACAGAUUCUCAAGGUGUCAGAGGUCUAUCUAAGAAGCUAACUGGAGAUAAACAAGGAAUGGUGAAGCUUUCCAAUUCACUCGACGACGAAGACGAUGAGGACGACUCUAAGUCAUCUACACAAUCUGGUGGUGUUUCUCGUCUCAACACGCAAAAAUACGGAAAUGAUCAUAAAACGGCCUCAAGAAUCCGGCGAGCAGCAGCAACUGUUGGAAAAUCUUCAAACAAAUUAAUGAAUAAAAAUCAGAUUCUUUCAAACGGAAAUCAAAUCCUCCCAACAAUGAAUAGUGUGGAAGAAAAAGAAGAUUUUGAUGAGAGUGAUGACCAGAAGUCAAGCAGCAAUAAUAAAGGCCUGAAUCAACGUCUUCCAAAUAUGCAGAAAUCCAAUGUUGCAACAACAGUCAAACCAGGAAAGCAAAUAUCGGUAACUGAUUCUCAAGGUGUCAGAGGUCCGUCCAAGAAACUAAGUGGAGAUAAACAAGCAAUGGUUAAGCUUCCCAAUUCACUCGAUGACGAAGACGAUGAGGAUGACUCUACAUCAACUUCACAAUCUGGUGGUGUUUCUCGUCUCAACACGCAAAAAUACGCAAAUGAUCAUAAAAUGGCCUCAAGAAUCCGUCGAGCAGCAGCAAAUGUUGGAAAAUCAUCAAACAAAUUAAUGAAUAAAAACCCGAUUGCUUCAAAAGGGAAACAAAUUCUCUCAAUGAUGAAAUGCGAGGAAGAAAAAGAUUCUGAUGAGAGUGAUGACCUGGAUGAAAGUAACAAUAAUAACGACCUGAAUCAACGCCUUUCUAAUAUGAAAAAAUCAAAAGUGGCAACAAAAAGCAAACCAGGAAAACAAAUAUCGGGAAAUGAUUCUGAAGCAGUCCGAGCACUGUUUAAGAAACUAAGAGGUGGGGCGAAACAAGGGAUGUCGAAGCUCCGUAUUUUACUUAACUACGAAGACGACGAUGAUGAAUCUAAUUCUUCUACACAGUCGAGUAGUGGUUCUCGUCUCAACUCACAAGAAUACGCAAAUCAUCAUAAAAUUGCCUCAAGAAUCCAGCGAGCAGCAACAAAUGUUGGAAAAUCAUCAAACAAAUUAAUGAAUAAAAACCCGAUUGCUUCAAAAGGAAAACAAAACCUCUCAAUGAUGAAAAGUGAGGAAGAAAAAGAUUUUGAUGAGAGUGAUGACCUGGAUGAAAGUAACAAUAAUAACGACCUGAAUCAACGUCUUCCAAAUAUGCAGAAAUCCAAUGUUGCAACAACAGGCAAACCAGGAAAGCAAAUAUCGGGAACUGAUUCUCAAGGUGUCAGAGGUCUGUCUAAGAAACUAAGUGGAGAUAAACAAGCAAUGGUUAACCUUUCCAAUUCACUCGACGACGAAGACGAUGAGGACGACUCUACAUCAACUACACAGUCGAGUAGUGGUUCUCGUCUCAACUCGCAAGAAUACGCAAAUGAUCACAAAAUGGCCUCAAGAAUCCGUCGAGCAGCAGCAAAUUUUGAAAAAUCAUCAAACAAAUUAAUGAAUAAAAACCCAAUUGCUUCAAAAGGGAAACAAAUUCUCUCAAUGACCAAAAGUGAGGAAGAAAAAGAUUUUGAUGAGAGUGAUGACCUGGAUGAAAGUAACAAUAAUAAAGGCCUGAAUCAACGUCUUCCAAAUAUGCAGAAAUCCAAUGUUGCAACAACAGGCAAACCAGGAAAGCAAAUAUCGGGAACUGAUUCUCAAGGUGUCAGAGGUCUGUCUAAGAAACUAAGUGGAGAUAAACAAGCAAUGGUUAACCUUUCCAAUUCACUCGACGACGAAGACGAUGAGGAUGACUCUACAUCAACUACACAGUCGAGUAGUGGUUCUCGUCUCAACUCGCAAGAAUACGCAAAUGAUCACAAAAUGGCCUCAAGAAUCCGUCGAGCAGCAGCAACUGUUGGAAAAUCAUCAAACAAAUUAAUGAAUAAAAACCCGAUUGCUUCAAAAGGAAAACAAAACCUCUCAAUGAUGAAAAGUGAGGAAGAAAAAGAUUUUGAUGAGAGUGAUGACCUGGAUGAAAGUAACAAUAAUAAAGGCCUGAAUCAACGUCUUCCAAAUAUGCAGAAAUCCAAUGUUGCAACAACAGACAAACCAGGAAAGCAAAUAUCGGGAACUGAUUCUCAAGGUGUCAGAGGUCUGUCUAAGAAACUAAGUGGAGAUAAACAAGCAAUGGUUAACCUUUCCAAUUCACUCGACGACGAAGACGAUGAGGAUGACUCUACAUCAACUACACAGUCGAGUAGUGGUUCUCGUCUCAACUCGCAAGAAUACGCAAAUGAUCACAAAAUGGCCUCAAGAAUCCGUCGAGCAGCAGCAAAUUUUGAAAAAUCAUCAAACAAAUUAAUGAAUAAAAACCCAAUUGCUUCAAAAGGGAAACAAAUUCUCUCAAUGACCAAAAGUGAGGAAGAAAAAGAUUUUGAUGAGAGUGAUGACUUGGAUGAAAGUAACAAUAAUAAAGGCCUGAAUCAACGUCUUCCAAAUAUGCAGAAAUCCAAUGUUGCAACAACAGGCAAACCAGGAAAGCAAAUAUCGGGAACUAAUUCUCAAGGUGUCAGAGGUCUGUCUAAGAAACUAACUGGAGAUAAACAAGCAAUGGUUAAACUUCCCAAUUCUCUCGACAACGAAGACGAUGAGGAUGACUCUACAUCAACUACACAGUCGAGUAGUGGUUCUCAUCUCAACUCGCAACAAUACGCAAAUGAUCACAAAAUGGCCUCAAGAAUCCGUCGAGCAGCAGCAACUGUUGGAAAAUCAUCAAACAAAUUAAUGAAUAAAAACCCGAUUGCUUCAAAAGGGAAACAAAUCCUCUCAAUGACCAAAAGUGAGGAAGAAAAAGAUUUUGAUGAGAGUGAUGACCUGGAUGAAAGUAACAAUAAUAAAGGCCUGAAUCAACGUCUUCCAAAUAUGCAGAAAUCCAAUGUUGCAACAACAGGCAAACCAGGAAAGCAAAUAUCGGGAACUAAUUCCCAAGGUGUCAGAGGUCUGUCUAAGAAACUAAGUGGAGAUAAACAAUCAAUGGUGAAGCUUCCCAAUUCUCUCGACGACGAAGACGAUGAGGACGAUUCUAAGUCAUCUACACAGUCGAGUAGUGGUUCUCGUCUCAACUCGCAACAAUACGCAAAUGAUCACAAAAUGGCCUCAGGAAUCCGUCGAGCAGCAGCAACUGUUGGAAAAUCAUCAAACAAAUUAAUGAAUAAAAACCCGAUUGCUUCAAAAGGGAAACAAAUCCUCUCAAUGACCAAAAGUGAGGAAGAAAAAGAUUUUGAUGAGAGUGAUGACCUGGAUGAAAGUAACAAUAAUAAAGGCCUGAAUCAACGUCUUCCAAAUAUGCAGAAAUCCAAUGUUGCAACAACAGGCAAACCAGGAAAGCAAAUAUCGGGAACUGAUUCUCAAGGUGUCAGAGGUCUGUCCAAGAAACCAAGUGGAGAUAAACAAGCAAUGGUUAAGCUUUCCAAUUCCCUCGACGAAGAAGACGAUGAGGAUGACUCUACAUCAACUACACAGUCGAGUAGUGGUUCUCGUCUCAACUCGCAAGAAUACGCAAAUGAUCACAAAAUGGCCUCAAGAAUCCGUCGAGCAGCAGCAACUGUUGGAAAAUCAUCAAACAAAUUAAUGAAUAAAAACCCGAUUGCUUCAAAAGGGAAACAAAUUCUCUCAAUGACCAAAAGUGAGGAAGAAAAAGAUUUUGAUGAGAGUGAUGACUUGGAUGAAAGUAACAAUAAUAAAGGCCUGAAUCAACGUCUUCCAAAUAUGCAGAAAUCCAAUGUUGCAACAACAGGCAAACCAGGAAAGCAAAUAUCGGGAACUAAUUCUCAAGGUGUUAGAGGUCUGUCCAAGAAACCAAGUGGCGAUAAACAAGCAAUGGUUAAGCUUUCCAAUUCCCUCGACGAAGAAGACGAUGAGGAUGACUCUACAUCAACUACACAGUCGAGUAGUGGUUCUCGUCUCAACUCGCAACAAUACGCAAAUGAUCACAAAAUGGCCUCAGGAAUCCGUCGAGCACCAGCAACUGUUGGAAAAUCAUCAAACAAAUUAAUGAAUAAAAACCCGAUUGCUUCAAAAGGGAAACAAAUUCUCUCAAUGACCAAAAGUGAGGAAGAAAAAGAUUUUGAUGAGAGUGAUGACUUGGAUGAAAGUAACAAUAAUAAAGGCCUGAAUCAACGUCUUCCAAAUAUGCAGAAAUCCAAUGUUGCAACAACAGGCAAACCAGGAAAGCAAAUAUCGGGAACUAAUUCUCAAGGUGUCAGAGGUCUGUCCAAGAAACCAAGUGGAGAUAAACAAGCAAUGGUUAAGCUUUCCAAUUCCCUCGACGAAGAAGACGAUGAGGACGACUCUACAUCAACUACACAGUCGAGUAGUGGUUCUCGUCUCAACUCGCAAGAAUACGCAAAUGAUCACAAAAUGGCCUCAAGAAUCCGUCGAGCAGCAGCAACUGUUGGAAAAUCAUCAAACAAAUUAAUGAAUAAAAACCCGAUUGCUUCAAAAGGAAAACAAAUCCUCUCAUUGAUGAAAAGUGAGGAAGAAAAAGAUUUCGAUGAGAGUGAUGACAUGGAUGAAAGUAACAAUAAUAAAGGCCUGAAUCAACGUCUUCCAAAUAUGCAGAAAUCCAAUGUUGCAACAAGAGGCAAACCAGCAAAGCAAAUAUCGGGAACUAAUUCUCAAGGUGUCAGAGGUCUGUCUAAGAAACCAAGUGGAGAUAAACAAUCAAUGGUGAAUCUUCCCAAUUCUCUCGACGACGAAGACGAUGAGGACGACUCUACAUCAACUACACAGUCGAGUAGUGGUUCUCGUCUCAACUCGCAAGAAUACGCAAAUGAUCACAAAAUGGCCUCAAGAAUCCGUCGAGCAGCAGCAACUGUUGGAAAAUCAUCAAACAAAUUAAUGAAUAAAAACCCGAUUGCUUCAAAAGGGAAACAAAUUCUCUCAAUGACCAAAAGUGAGGAAGAAAAAGAUUUUGAUGAGAGUGAUGACUUGGAUGAAAGUAACAAUAAUAAUGGCCUGAAUCAACGUCUUCCAAAUAUGCAGAAAUCCAAUGUUGCAACAACAGGCAAACCAGGAAAACAAAUAUCGGGAACUGAUUCUCAAGGUGUCAGAGGUCUGUCUAAGAAACUAAGUGGAGAUAAACAAGCAAUGGUUAAGCUUUCCAAUUCCCUCGACGAAGAAGACGAUGAGGAUGACUCUACAUCAACUACACAGUCGAGUAGUGGUUCUCGUCUCAACUCGCAACAAUACGCAAAUGAUCACAAAAUGGCCUCAGGAAUCCGUCGAGCACCAGCAACUGUUGGAAAAUCAUCAAACAAAUUAAUGAAUAAAAACCCGAUUGCUUCAAAAGGGAAACAAAUUCUCUCAAUGACCAAAAGUGAGGAAGAAAAAGAUUUCGAUGAGAGUGAUGACCUGGAUGAAAGUAACAAUAAUAAAGGCCUGAAUCAACGUCUUCCAAAUAUGCAGAAAUCCAAUGUUGCAACAACAGGCAAACCAGGAAAACAAAUAUCGGGAACUGAUUCUCAAGGUGUCAGAGGUCUGUCUAAGAAACUAAGUGGAGAUAAACAAGCAAUGGUUAAGCUUUCCAUUCCUCGACGAAGAAGACGAUGA